AUGUUCGAGAUAUCGAUAUCCCUGAUGCGGACGUGGCUCGUCGUGAUCAGCAUCUUCCUGCAGUUUGUUGUAGGAUAUACUCCAUUGUCCGAUAGCACUCUCCUCAACCUUCCUGCCGCAGGAUCGGAUUUUGAUAUCAAGACCGGCGAAAUUCUUGCCCCAAUUUUGAUCCCUCGAGUUCCUGGAACACCAGGCUCAACAGCCGUGAAAGAGCAUUUCGCCCAGUGGUUCUCAACACAUCUUCCCAAGUGGACUGUCGAAUACCAGAACUCGACUUCGAAGACUCCUGCGACCGGAGAUAAACAAGUCCCCUUUGUGAAUUUUAUAAUCACACGCGAUCCGCCAUGGGCCAGACCUGGAGAUGUUGGGAGGCUCGCUCUUGUUGCUCAUUAUGACAGCAAACUGUCCCCGGCGGGGUUUAUUGGUGCAACGGAUAGUGCAGCACCCUGUGCUAUGAUUAUGCAUGCCGCGCGCAGUGUUGAUGAGGCUCUGACUCGGAAGUGGGCAGCUAUGGAAGCAGAGGGUUCUCAUGGCCUGGAGGAGGAGAAAGGGGUGCAGCUUCUGCUUCUUGAUGGCGAGGAGGCAUUCGUGGUAUGGAACAAUGAAGACUCGGUCUAUGGAGCGAGGUCAUUGGCAGAAACCUGGGAGUCAACCCCCCAUGCUGCAAUGUCAACAUACCAUAAUAAGCUUAGUUCCAUCUCCCUGUUCCUGCUUCUCGAUCUCCUCGGUGCACCGAAUCCACACGUACCAUCAUUUUUCAAAACCACACACUGGGCAUAUCAGCACCUCGCUGAGGUUGAGUCUCGAAUGCGUACCUUAAGCCUCCUUGAAUCACAAGUUGAGCACCCCUUCCUCCCCCAGCACAACAAAGACCCGAAUUCAUUUAUGUCCUCGGGAAUAGAAGAUGACCAUAUACCCUUUAUGACCAGAGGUGUGGAAGUACUGCACAUCAUACCUAGCCCGUUUCCUGAUGUUUGGCACUUGCCGGAAGACGACCCGGAGCAUCUGGAUAUGCCCACCGUCCAAGAUUGGGCGAAGAUAGUCACGGCAUUUGUGGGGGAGUGGAUGGAUUUGGAGGGCUAUUUCCCGACAAAGGAGGAAGCUGAAGCUCGGAUUAGGAAGACGAGGUCUAAUCCGCUGAGUAAGGAUGAGCUUCAGUUACCCCCACCGCACGAUGGCCUGGCUUAUUCGGCUGUAGUAUCAGUUGUAGGAUGUGGAUUCAUGAAGAGGGCGCAACUGGAUGUGGAGGCUUGGUCAACAGAGGAAUUAGGAAGUGGCAACAGUAAGCCAUACUCGGCCAGCUCUGGAGGUAGAAAGGUGACAGAGAGGAGUACCUGCCAAAGCCCAGGAUCACCAGAGAGCAUUCGCACAGGCAAUGGUGACAACGAGUCAAGGGGCAAGGCUGGACUUUCCCAGCUUCUCCAAAGGCUCCGCCCCAGUGGAAGAAUACGGAAUGAAGAGAAAUAUGGAGGAUUUGCUUGGAUUGAACAAAAGCAGAGUCUCAACCCAGCCACCUCAGUUCCCAUUGGGCGCGAUUCCUUUGUGCCCACUGCCCCAGGGCCGAAAAGCGAACACGCCUGUCGCCAUCAGAAGCCGGCACAGGAGGUUGGAUACCAGCAGCUGGAAGCAAGACACACCGAAAUACAAAGGAAAACAGAGGAAACUUUACUGGGGAGAACUGAUAAGGGGAGCGUGGAGAUGGAGAGCAAUGUUUCCGACAAAAUAGAUGAAAAUCAAAGGUGGCAGGGUAAAACUUCCCCGGGCAGGACAGGUCGAGGGGUACAAAAGCGAGAGGAGAUGGGGAUGGUCGAUGCGAGAGGUGAUGCCCUGGUUGGUAGAGCUGCUGGCGUGAAGCAGCGCGUGAGGUGGAAAUAG
Venustampulla echinocandica is the source of this 1875-nucleotide messenger RNA. RefSeq lists its product as uncharacterized. Bases 1 to 1875 code for a protein of 624 amino acids. Gene Ontology annotation, molecular function: zinc ion binding; glutaminyl-peptide cyclotransferase activity. The transcript has 5 exons. NCBI's taxonomy places the organism in Eukaryota, Fungi, Ascomycota, Leotiomycetes, Helotiales, Pleuroascaceae. The record is from RefSeq and is a predicted model, not a curated record.